CAAAGAUCAUACCAAAUGCCCCAGCAAUAUGCCAAAUUCCUCUCUAUUGGAAUGUAAAGCACGAAAUGGAGAUAAUAUGCAUUGUCUUAAAUUUCAUGGGUCCAAAGGCACCAAUAAUUUGCACCUAGCUGCUGCAUCUUUCCAUGUGGUGGGGUUUUAACAUCUUAACCCAACAUAUAGAUUUUCAACAUCUUUUCUUGCUCCUGUUCUGAAAUUAUCUAACUAGUUUCUUAUAGUUUUCUAUUUGAAUAUAAGUUAUUUCUAUUUGAUUAAAACGCAAAAAAAAGAAAUGUAUGUUGCUAGGGCUCGUUCUGAGUAUAUCAAGAACCCAGAAGCUCUUUCAGAGCUCCCUGAUGGUCCAAAUUCAGGAUACUUGGUAAUCCAAGAUGGAGAAGAUUCAUCAGAGACUUCUUGCUCAGGGUUGUGCCUGAAUCUUCGCCUGAAAAGUUUGCCUUUUCCUCAGAACAUUAAGUUGGGUCUCCGUUCUGAUCUACUGAUUACUUGUGAUAUCCCACAAUCUUCUUUGGAGAACAUUAUCCUGAUCCCAGUUCUUAAUCUCCCCUUAUCUUCCAAAACCUACUAUGCUGUCAUCCCAAAUGGAGAAUACCAAGGACAAGCUUUUACUUGCUCAAGGGAAAGUGAUAUGACAACCUGCUGUUUCUGGCGCUGUUUUAAUGGCAGCCCACCAAAGCCAUUUGAUCCAAGAAACAUUUAUCAACAAUUCCAAGUGUAUGAAGCAUCCAAAUUCAGUUACAAUUGUUACUUUCGUGCCAGAUCAGUGGCACCUGAUGGUAUUAUUCCCUACUUCAUGCAAAGAGGAGGGUGGGAUAUUUGGACUGGAUUUCCACUGGAGUAUAAAUUAGAUGAAUCUGCAAGUGGCCUGAAUGCCUCUCUUCGUGCUCGCCGGCCGGAUUUCAAUUUCCGGCCAUCAAACAGGACUUCCAAGGCCGUCGUAGUGGGGAAAUGGUAUAGUCCAUUUAUGUUUGUCAAGGAUGGAAAAGUGAGUGAUCAGGUGAAUAGAUCACGUUAUUAUCAGGUGACAUUAGAGCAAAAGUGGGAACAGAUAAUUUCGAGCCGAAAUCAUCAUCGGGAGGGGAAAUCUGUGAGUGUUGAUGUCAUCCUGGAUCGAGAAACUGUAUAUGUUGCUGGAAACAGAGCUGAUAAUUGGGAUGAGGGUAAUGCAGUUGAAGGGGCAAUACUGUUGAGGAGUUUUGGGAAAGCUGAAGAAGGAAGGGAAGCAACUGUUGUGGGGCUAAGUGUGGAAUUAGUCCAGAGAAUUAAAUGGGAGCAAGAAAGAGGUGGAUGGGAAGGUGGGAAAGAAAGGCAAGUAAAGGUGGAGAGAACAGAGGAAUUUGAAGGAGAUGGUGAUUGGAAUGAGUUUGGAUGCUUUGUGCUGGUUGAAAGCUUUGUGAUCAGGAGAAUGGAUGGAACAGUUGUGAUGACUUGGGAUUUUAGGCACACUCAACACAUUCAAAGCAUAUGGGAGUAAGUAUAAUAUUCUUGCAGGUACGAUGAAGGGGCAAUAUUGUUUAAGAACUUCCAUUUGCAACAUCAGUUUGCGAGUUAAAAAGGCAAGAAAAAGCUAGCUCUACAAAAUGUGACUUACAGGGGUUUGAAGGGGGAUUGAAAUGGUACCUUUUCUGUAAGAGAAAUUACACUACAAAUCACUUGAUCAGAACAUCCACGGAAUUCAAAUAAACGUAGUACAAUAUGGUAAGAUCAACAUUGUUAAUCUGUAAACUUUAGGAAGCUGGAUAAAACUACUUUGAAGUUAGGAACAGCCUAACAGGUAUUAGAUUGCUUAGAACUGAGCCCUGGCUGAUGCGAAAGCGUUAAAGCGAAUUCAGUGCUGAAAACGCAUCUUUCCGCACAAUUCUUAGCCGCUUCACACAUUCCAUGAAUUCCCUGUUCAAAUUAAUAUUAGUGGCAGAAGCAAUAAGUUUUUCCUGUUUGAUCAUACAUUUCCAUCAGACCAAAAUUGCAGAAAGAAAUGGAGGAAAAGUGAUUAGUAUGAGUAGCUGCUCCAACUGUUUUAGUUCCACAUUGUGAAAAAAGCUGUGAAAUGAAAUUUGAGAAUUGAUUUGGAACUUCCAAGACAGAAUUAAGGCUAUAUGAGUGAUGUACUGUAGAUGAUUCAAAAUUUAUAUGACUUACUUCCAAGGAACAUCACCAACAACUCUCCACUGCUCCUUUGUGUCCUUAUAUAGCAACGAAAAUUCAGAUACAGCUUCAAACAGCCGAAGACCUGAUACAGAUUGCUUCCCUGAUAACAAGCAAAAAUUAUGAUCAGAAGAUCAAAUAUUGAAGAUAAAUACAAUUAGUUUCAGACAGGACAGAGUUGUGCACAUAUAUACCAAACAUUUCUUCAAGCUGAAGUGCAAGUGUUGAAUAGCCCGAAUGAUCAAGGAUGCAAAUCUUCCUCCCAACAACUAUUCCAUCCAUAUUCACUUUCACAUGAUAUGACCAACGCCGUUUGCUUUGAAUCCCCUCGGCUUCCUCGUCGUAAUAAGUUGCUGCAUUAAUAUUGGUUUGAAGAUGUUCAUGAUCAGUCUUUGAAUUUCUCAACUGGGGAUGAAGCUGGUUCCAAUCCAAAAGGUCUUCAAAUUCAUCUGUUGUGUUACAUCAACAAAAAGGAGUAGACUUUGUUCAUUAGCUACCAACUUAAAACUUAAAAGAGAGUGACUACAAUGUAAGCAUGCAUUAGGUAACCACAUAAAAUGCACUCUCAUGCAUGCAAACAAAGAAAUAGGAACCUAAAGGAACACAUUUUCUUAGACCAUCAUUAUUCAGCAAUCAAAUUCAC
Oldenlandia corymbosa var. corymbosa is the source of this 2803-nucleotide messenger RNA. NCBI's taxonomy places the organism in Eukaryota, Viridiplantae, Streptophyta, Magnoliopsida, Gentianales, Rubiaceae. The record is from the annotation of a GenBank genome assembly.